UUUCCCUCGGGAACACAGGGGCACGCGCGCGGACUCCCUCCGCGUGUCAUCCGCUCGCGCUGACGUCACGUCACACUCGGGAUCCGCUACAAUGUCAAACAUCCACACGAAGCAGCGGCGCGAGCUCAUGGCUCCUUCAUCUUCCUCUUCUUCCUCGCGCUACAAUGAGCGUCGGCGGCGCGUGCUGCUCCUCAUCCUUUAAGACACUCGGAUCCAUGUUCCCGCACAGGAUGCGUUAAAGCUCAGACGUCAUGAUGCUACAGAGAGAAUCUGACUCCCGCCGCCUCUUCUCCUCCGGAGAGACGUUCGCCAACGACUGUGAGAUGGGGGCGAGCUGUGUCGAGGUGGAUGUGGUGUGUCUGUGCAAGGCCGGUCCCUGUACACUUUACUCAGAAGCACACACGCCGCCCACGGCGGACACACUGCUGUGUGAACACUGUGGAAAGAGCAGAGUGACGGUAACCAGGUUCUCUGAGGGAUACGGCACAGAGGAAGAGUGUUUGUUAUCGGAUCCUCAGGGGGAGAGUGACGCAGAUGCAGAUAUAGAGGAUACAGACUGCAGACUCCACGAGCCUGGCUCUCUGCAGCGGAUCAGCUCGCGGCGGCGCAAGCGGCCACGGGUGGCGCGGCAGGACACGACGGAGAGCGAGGACGACGGCGGGAGGAGCCACACGUCCCAUCGCUGGAACCUGAGGCUGAGUCCUGACAGAGCACACAGCAGGACAAUCCUGGAGGAGAGCAUAUCACAGGUCAGGCCGUUGAUCAUCUGCCGGCCAAACGCCGAGCGGCAGAGGAGCGAAGGGGACCUUCAGCGAGGCUCCAAACUGACGUCCCUGUGGCCGCCAUCGCUCUCUCUUCCUCUCAUCCUCCUCCUCCUCCUCUCUCUGCUGCUCUCCCUCUCCCUCAUCAUCAUCCUCGUCCUGUCUUUCCUCCUGCCGUCCUGGGCCAGCGCUUGACCCCAAAAUUCAAUGAGAAACACAUCCACAGUUUAUUUCUUCCUAAAAAAAAGUCGCAUCGAGAUUAAAAUCUUUUACAGGUAAGACAUAGCUGCGACGCGAGAAGAUGAAGAACAAAGCACAAGGCAGCAAUAAUACUUCAUUCAUUUAUCUAUUGAUUAGUGGCUACUACCACUUCCUUUAUUCUAUGUUUUUUUUUAAAAAAGGUCUGGACCGGAGUAAGAGACAUAGUACACUUUAAACUUAGGCCUCGUAAGAAGUCAACGCAAGGACGUGAAUAAACGCGAAAAACUAAAUGUUCAAAAAAAGUCGUUCAAUUUACAAUAUUUGAAUUUAGCGAGCGAGAACGGCGGUUUAGUUCACGCAAAUAUUCCGCACCGUCCACAGUUGCGCGUUAAUUGGGUCGCACUUUCUGCUGCUUUGCACAAAGUCUAGACUGUGUUUAAAAAAAUGGACACGGUCUUCCGGUUUAAAAUGUGAAGCCGAGGAAAGUUCGACGAAAGGAGCAGUUAGCCACCAGGGGGCGACACCACCGGUUUCAAUAAGAGCUCUGUUUGAAAUGGAGGUCUAAGUUCCACUUAGGGUUAUAGCACAUAUGAGUAGUGAGGUGGUGUUGUCCAACAGAAGGCUGGUUUCAGGUGACAUCUGCUACUAGCGUUCCUCACACGAGUCCUCGAUCUCAAAUUCUAGCGAUUUCUUGCCAGGAGAUCGGCCUCACAUGUCCUUCAGUUCUUUGAGCGACCAAUUGUAGACGCGUGGGUCCCAGUGGACCUUCGAACAGAAACUCAAGUUGCCAUGUUGCCUGAGUUCAUUCCAGAACCAGGGACUGGAGUAAGAAAGGCUCAAUUUGUGGGUCUCUGUUCUGACAUAAGGCACUUUAAACCGAAGCCGACUGUGAGACUUCGCGACAUCGGUGAGAAAUCGCCACCGGGGAGUGCGGAUUCUCUAAAUGUGGGAAAAGAUUUGAAGAAUUGGAGCCAAAUAUUACUUUUUCAGACCAUAACAACCUCGGUGUAAUUAUAGCUUUUUUUUUUUACUUCCUUCCAGAAGAUAUUAAACCACAAUUCAGACGGAUUUUAAACUUCUCGCCGCGUGUGAGUCGUUGCUCUCUAUAAAUUUACAUCCACAGUGUUUCCAUAAUGAGCCUCAACUCGUCAAAUCUCGCCUUCCGUCACACUUCCUCACCCCCUCGCUUGUAUAAAUAGACCUCUCAUCUCGCUCCUUUUUAUAAACGAGCGACGCGUGGAGGCGGAGAAUGUUUCAGAGCCGCGCAGGUACACUCACCACAACCCCACAGCAGCCUCAAUAUGAAAACACGAUACCACCCAACUAUGCAACUCCUCUGCUCCUACUGUCUCCCGUGUCCUUGGCACUGUCGCCACCUUCUUGGCCACUAUUCUCUCUCAUGAAUUUACUUCACAAAUGCAGGGACUUCUAAAAUAGAGCAUGACCCAAUUAGAAAAAGCAAUAUCAGGAGGGAUGUGAUAUUGAGCCUGCGGUGUUAGAUCUACCGUACAUCUGCUACUUUUAAUGAAGGGACUACUUGUGUUUUCUUAAAAACCGGUGGAUCCUCUGUAGUCUUUGUCUUCUCUCUGGCUCUCUCACGUGCUUGUUUUUAGUCAAACACUGGCUCCCAGUCUUACACGUUGUGCUUGUGUUUUUAGCGGCACGUCCGUGUUUACGAAUUAUUAUUUGAGAAGAGGCUUGACAAUCAGUCAUGUAACUUUAAAAUACAAACAACAUGUCCCGUUACAUUCAAACCACAGUCAAAUACGUCUCACCAGCUCUCUGUUUCUCAGUAUGGCAGGGUUUAGCUCUCGUGUCGCCCGGCUACACAGGAGGCGAGUUGUUUACUGUUAAGACAGACGGCGGCAACAGAAACACUGUGUAAGCAAAGCAAGACGCGUUCUACUGCAGUCACAGACACUCCCUCGUUCAGGUCUGAUAGUAUUGCCUGACAGAGACAGCAAUACAAGCAUUCUUACGUCGAUAAUAGUAUAAAAACAUCAACAACAAAGCUCAAUGAAGGUCAGGCACUGCAGCUUUAAGCUGAAAUAACCCUAAAAAGCCAUUUCCUCGUACUUUAGAAACAACCACAGCCAUGCUCAUUUCUAAAAUGAACACCAUUGAAAUAAUUGGGUUAAUGUUCAGGAAUGUUUUUCUUUUCCCUUUUGUUUCGUCUGUUGUUUUAUUUCCACUUGUGUGUGUGUGUUUUUGUUUGCCUCUGUUUCAUGAAAGUUCAAUAAAACUAGAUUGUAUUUUGACAAAA
Molecule: messenger RNA, 3225 nt
Organism: Solea solea (common sole)
Lineage: Eukaryota; Metazoa; Chordata; Actinopteri; Pleuronectiformes; Soleidae
Exons: 7
Coding region: 252-956 (234 amino acids)
Source: RefSeq, a predicted model, not a curated record